Messenger RNA from Candoia aspera, 2271 nucleotides. It is a transcript of the gene XRCC6, whose product is annotated as X-ray repair cross complementing 6. Gene Ontology annotation, cellular component: Ku70:Ku80 complex; nucleus. Gene Ontology annotation, molecular function: damaged DNA binding; double-stranded DNA binding; DNA helicase activity. The transcript is spliced from 12 exons. The coding region runs from base 212 to 2047 and encodes 611 amino acids. Gene Ontology annotation, biological process: telomere maintenance; double-strand break repair via nonhomologous end joining. The record is from RefSeq and is a predicted model, not a curated record. Lineage: Eukaryota; Metazoa; Chordata; Lepidosauria; Squamata; Candoiidae.
AAUAAUGAUAUGAUGGAUAAACUUAGACUGGGAGAGUCAGUUUCUAUAGUUGAAGCCAAAGUAGAAUGUAUCAACAAUGUCUUCAAGUUUGUGUCUGUGGAAAGACUUCUUAUGGAAACUAGUCUGAAUAUGGGAACAGCUUUCCCAUUUCUCCUUUCUUAUAAGCUGUUAUUUAUCUAUUUCAUUCAUUCUUUGUAGCAACAGGGAAACCAUGUCAAACUGGAUAUCAUAUUACAGAAAUGAGGGAGAGGAGGAGGAGGAAGAGGAAGCAGCAGCAGCUGAAACCAUUGGAGAAUAUAAAUAUGGAGGUCAAGACACUUUGCUUUUCUUAGUGGAUGGCUCAAGAGCCAUGUUUGAUUCCUUUGAUGAUAGUAAUUUGACCCCUUUUGAUAUGACAAUUCAGUGCAUUCAGAAUGUAUACAAAAACAAGAUCAUCAGCCAUGAGAGAGACCUUGUUGGUGUUGUGUUUUAUGGAACUGAGCAACAUAAAAAUUCAAUGGAUUCUAAACACACAUAUGUUCUACAGGAGUUGUACAAUCCAGGGGCAAAGCGGGUAUUAGAGCUGGCCAGCUAUGAAGGAGAACAAGGAAAAGCCCUCUUCCAGAAGUCAUUUGGCCAUAGUGUUAACUACUCAUUAGGUGAGGUCCUCUGGGUUUGUUCUAAUCUCUUCAGUGGAGUCCAUCUCAAGAUGAGCCACAAGAGAAUCAUGCUGUUCACCAAUGAAGAUGACCCUCAUGGUCAAGACAGUACUAAAGCCAAAUUUGCUAGAACUAAAGCUGCUGACCUACGAGACACAGGUAUUUACCUUGACUUAAUGAACCUAAAGAAGCCUGGAGGGUUUGAUAUUUCCUUAUUCUACAGAGAUAUCAUUAAUACAGCAGAUGAUGAGGACUUAGGAAUCCAGUUUGAUGAGUCUUGCAAAUUGGAGGACCUUAUGAAAAAAGUACGAGCAAAAGAAACAAGGAAGCGAAUUUUAAGUAGGCUGAAUUUGUAUUUGGGAAAAGAUUUAACUCUUACUGUUGGCAUUUUCAACUUAGUCCAGAAGGCUGUCAAGCAGCCUCCAGUGAAACUUUACAGAGAAACUAAUGAGCCACUGAAAACAAAAACGCGAACCUUUAACCGAGAGACAGGUAGUUUGCUUCUUCCUAGUGACACCAAGAGGGCUCAGACUUAUGGGAAUCGUCAGAUUGUGCUGGAGAAAGAAGAGACGGAAGAAAUAAAAAGAUUUGAUUCACCGGGCUUGUAUCUAAUUGGGUUUAAACCCUUGGUAAUGCUGAAACAAUAUCACUAUAUCAAGCCUGCACAGUUCAUCUAUCCUGAUGAGUUCUUAAUGAAUGGAAGUACUACUCUGUUUAAUGCUUUGUUAACAAAGUGUAUGGAGAAAGGAGUGAUGGCCAUAUGUAGAUGCACCCCUCGUCAAAACAGCCCUCCCAGGUUUAUAGCCCUGGUCCCUCAAGAAGAAGAGCUGGAUGAGCAGAAUGUACAAAUAGUCCCUGCAGGUUUUCAUCUCAUUUUUCUACCUUAUGCUGAUGACAAACGAAAAAUUGACUUUACUGAGAAGGUCCCAGCUAAUCAAGAACAAGUGAGCAAAAUGAAGGAAAUAAUCCAGAAGCUUCGAUUCAAGUACAGAAGUGAGAGUUUUGAAAAUCCAGUACUACAACAGCAUUAUAUGAACUUGGAAGCACUGGCGCUGGACUUGAUGGAGCCUGAAAAAGCUGAGGAUCUGACAGUUCCCAAGGUUGAGCUAAUGGAUUGCCGACUGGGUAAUCUUGCAGAGGAGUUCGAACAACUUGUUUAUCCACCAGGCUAUGAUCCUGAUGGGAAAGCUACAAAACGAAAACAAGCAGGUAAUGGUACUGAACAACCAGAAAAGAAAGCUAAGAUAGAACUUUCUGAAGAGGAACUGAGGAAUCACGUUCAUAAAGGCACUUUGGGUAAACUUACUGUGCCAAUUCUAAAGGAGGUAUGCAGGAUUUAUAAGCUAACAGGAGGUGGAAAGAAGCAAGAACUUUUAGAUGUAAUAACUGCACACUUCAGUAAGCACUGAGUUUGGUGCAGACCCCCCAACUGUUUCAAACAUUUUAAUCCUAAAUGUUGAGAUUUUGAAGAGAGAAACUGGGUAUAAUAUUUUCAUAAUCAUUUGAUAAAAGAGAGUGAGAAUCAGGUUUUUCUUUGUGAAAUUAAUAGAAGAAAGCCCUUCUCUCUCCACAUCUUGUUCUAGAUUUGAUUGUGCAACUUUCAUGCAUCUUUAAUAAAUGAGCUUGUUUUGCC